This is a messenger RNA of Trypanosoma rangeli, 410 nucleotides long. RefSeq lists its product as uncharacterized. The transcript has a single exon. The record is from RefSeq and is a predicted model, not a curated record. The annotation marks the transcript as partial. Lineage: Eukaryota; Euglenozoa; Kinetoplastea; Trypanosomatida; Trypanosomatidae.
CCGGCCUGUUUGGUGUGCCCGGGCCACCCGCUAUUCCUCUGGGACCCUCCCCGAGCUUGGCGAGGCCCCGGGCCAGAGACCGCACGCCGGCUGGCGGCCGCGCCUUCCCAACCAAAGCCGCCCCCCAUGCCGCAUCUUGUCUAGCGCCGUACGAACACCAGAAUGGUUUUGCACGUGCCUUUCGCUUCUUUUGUAUGAGGGGCUUCGCCGCGGCCCAGCAAAAAAAACCCGGGGGUCCGCGGGCGCGGCGGAAAACACACCGCCCGAAUGCGGGUGCCGCGGGGCAAGGCGUUGGUGAAAACAUCGCUCCUCUUCCGCGCCCAAGCGCAACGUCGCCAAAAAGAAGUAGCAAAUCCUUAGUCUCAGGGCUGGGCGCUUCUUUGGUGCCGCCGCCGGGGUGGGGUGGUUAG